UGUUUCUUCUUUUAUCGGCCAAAGAACGCAUCAAAGAAAACUCUCAUCUCUCUCUCUCUCUCUACCUCUCUCGAUAUAGAAAAGAAAAAGUCUGUAAAGAUUCAUCAAAAAAGCAGACAUAUAUGUGAAAAGUAAUGAAGAAAGGUAAAGUGCACCCAUCUCCUCCUCCUCAUCCUCUUCCACCAUCUUCUUCUUCAAGUAAAGAUAACUCUCUCUCAGUCUUUAAGCUUCUCCCGGCUGCGAUUCUUGUUCUGGUCUCGGUUCUCUCUUCCCAAGAUCAAGAAGUCCUUGCUUACUUAAUCACCACCUCACUCUCCACCACCGUAUCUGGCAAGAAUAAGAGAACUCAUCAUAAAGCUCCACUUCUUGACUGCGGAUGUUUCGAUUGCUACACCAGUUACUGGUCUAGAUGGGAUUCUUCGCCCAACCGUGAGCUCAUACACCAGAUCAUAGAAGCCUUCGAAGAUCAUCCCACCACCAGCGACAGCCCCUCAGCGUCACACAAAUCCAAGAGAAACAGAAACAGAGCAAAGAAGAAAGGUAAAUCGGAAGAAGAACCCAUCGCCAAGAUCACAGAACCUCUGAAGCUCACGGUGGUUUCCGAUAAAGCAGGAGCUGAAACGGAGAAAUCGAGGAGGAAUAUAGUGACAGGGCAGAAUAAGGGUUUGGCGAGGAAGGUGUUACCGGACGUUUUGGGGUUAUUCAGUUCGCGUUUCUUGAGCUUGUGGAAUCCGAACCCUUAAAAGGCAUAUCGAUCGAUCAAAAGCUACUUUUGUGUAAUACGAAAUGCUAUUUUUAAGUGCCUUUAUUGUUAAGUCACCUGGCUAUGUUGAAAAUGUAGACAUAUAUUUCAUUACUGUUCUUUGUGAUCUUGAACUUGUUUGAAACUGUGUUACUUUGCUUCAGGCUCUACUGUAUAUUCUUUCUCCUUUUUGGGUUGGUGGCAACAACCUUACUCUC
This is a messenger RNA of Camelina sativa (false flax), 960 nucleotides long. RefSeq lists its product as uncharacterized. Lineage: Eukaryota; Viridiplantae; Streptophyta; Magnoliopsida; Brassicales; Brassicaceae. The record is from RefSeq and is a predicted model, not a curated record.